CUUAGGCCCAAGGUCUGCACUGUAAGUUCCCAGGCCCUCCGUGGUCCUCUAUCCUAGCCGCACAGCUCUGCUGCUUUGCCCGCGCUCCUCAAGAGAAAAAGGCCUAUGGGCGAUCCACCUCGGGUACUGGAGCACGCAGUUCCUCGGUGGGCGUCUGCCUGGAACGGGGUAUGCUCCUUGGGACCCUAGAACGCCGCGUUAUAGCAGGGGCGCGCGCGCCACCUAGCGACUUUGGACUACAGAGAGACCGCUACAGGAGAGCCAGAUUCUGAGCUGGCUCUGUCAGGGCUGACAAGAGGAGAUCCACGCCUGGGAGGUGCUCUGGGGGUUGGAGGUGUCCAGCUUCUAUGGCUCAACAUGACUGGCCUGGGACGUCCGGCCUUGGGGCGGAGUUUCCUGAGCAAGGUCUAAUUCAGGGAUGAAGACAGGACUCUGCCCUGCCCUGCAUACUGCCACCUUCUUCCUGCUCACCCUUAGCCUAGGCAGAAGAAAUGUGCUGGGACUGGAAGGAGGUUCAGACAGAUUCCAUUAGACUUGACCUCACGGAGAAAAGGGACUAGGAACUAGGAACGAUGGAUCCAGUGUGAGGUACUGACCAUUCACUGGGAUGGACCUGUUCCCAGCUCUGGACCAGGCCCAGCUUCUCAACUCUGGACUAAGGAGAGAAUCUUGGAACAAGAGCAAAACACAUCGCUGCUGAGAUCUCACCUUUCUGCCUCCGGUUCUCCAACAGGAAUUUCAUCCACCUGGAAAGAGAGUGGGGUGCGUUCACGACCCUGUUUUUGUUGGCCUUUAACUUGUUCUGAUAUCUUGGGCCAACUUGAUCACAUCUCACCCUCCGGUUUUUGUUUUGUUUUUGGCAACAGUGGACAUUGGCCUCUGGAGCCUGUCGUAGGCAGACAGUGUUGAGAGGCACUGAGGACUGAGCAGCCAGGACUGUGUGCUGAAGUCACCAUGUCCACCAAGGUCCCCAUCUAUUUGAAACGUGGCAGCCGCAAAGGCAAGAAAGAGAAGCUUCGGGACCUGCUCUCCUCAGACAUGAUCAGCCCGCCACUUGGGGACUUCCGUCACACUAUUCACAUUGGCAGUGGUGGUGGAGAUGACAUGUUUGGGGACAUCUCCUUCCUUCAGGGCAAGUUCCAUCUCCUUCCAGGAACAGCAGUGGAAGAGGCUGAGGAGGAUGGCAGCUUCGACCUUCCCUUCCAGUUUACCCGCACUACCACGGUGUGUGGGCGAGAGCUCCCUGGCGGGCUGUCACCUUUGCUCAAAAAUGCCAUCUCCCUUCCAGUAAUUGGUGGACCUCAGGCCCUCACUCUGCCCACAACCCAGGCUCCACCUAAGCCUCCGCGCCUGCACCUUGAAUCACCACAGCCUUCUCCAAAGUCCUCCCCACAGGAGGCAGGCAAUGUGGACAUCUGGAGGGUUCCAGAGGCUGGCUUGCCCCACAAUGGGAUGAGCCCUGAGCCAGAGGCCGAGGAGCCCUUCCUGUCCCAUGCCAGCUCUCUGCUGUCCCUGCAUGUGGACCUGGGGCCUUCUAUCCUGGAUGACGUCCUCCAGAUUAUGGAUCAGGACCUAGGCCGUGUACAGAUCCCCACAUAAGACCCUUGGCUGAUCAGGCAGGUCACCCAGGCUGUGGUGAUGCCUGGAGACAUCUAUGGACAAUGGCCCUAACCUAGGAGUCAGGGUCUCAGGUCACACCUAUGGGUGCUGGCCAGUGACUGUCAUUUUGAGCCUUUGUUUUCCCUACUCUCAAUGGACAGAGUAUAUCUUUGUUUUCAUCUAACAACAUCCACAGGGGACCCAUGCAGAAGUUGCCCUAGAGACUGCUGAGUCUCUUUGGUCAUUUGACCCGCACUGUCAACUGCCCCCUUUCCCUCAGGUCCCUUGUGGGGAAGACUCUGCUAAAAUGGAGCCCGCCUCCUCUCCAACUACCCUCCAUGUCAGCAUCAUUGGGUAUGCUUCCCACCGGUCUGUGUGUGCUGGUCCAUAAAGCAUGCUAUCUCCUGUCUUGUGUCCUGUUCUGUCCCUUCCUCACAUGACCAGGGGAUUCUGGUUGCAAUAAAACGUGCUGCUGCUGUUGGCUGAGCA
Molecule: messenger RNA, 2088 nt
Organism: Rattus norvegicus (Norway rat)
Lineage: Eukaryota; Metazoa; Chordata; Mammalia; Rodentia; Muridae
Source: RefSeq, a predicted model, not a curated record